AGAAACGCCCAUCUGGACUGGACUCGGUCAGCUUUACUAAAUGGGUGGCUAGUUUCCCGUUAAAUCCCCGUAAGACUGAAAGGUCAGCUGGCGACUCUGCCCACAGUACAAUGAGGUGCGUCGUGCCGGGCUGCAGUAACUCGAGCGUGUCCGCGCGUCUCCACGCGUUCCCUCUGACCGACCGCGCGCUGUGUCGCACUUGGCUGCGCUCCGUCCAGCACCCCGAGUUCGGAGCCGACACGGACCUGACGGUGGUCACUCAGCAGCGGCUGAGGGUCUGCAGCGACCACUUCGUAGCCGCGGACUACAAGGGCAACUGCCUGAAAGAGGGCGCAGUGCCCUCCGUGUUCCCGUGGACGGGGAUCCGAGUGGAGAUGCUGUCCCAGCCGCUGGAGGAGGAGACGUCUGACAAAGAAGACUUUCCGGUCGCAACCUGCUCCCAAAUGAAAGAGGAUCCAACUCUGAAAGCUUUCAAGAUCAGCCAAGCACCUGAAGUGUCCGGUAUACUAAAGAGUGAUGAGGUGUUGGUGAACACACAGUGUUUGCUGGAGCUCUUCAAGUGUUGCUCCGUUUGCCUGGUCGAGUGCUGUGUCACCAUUGAGGGCAACGAGAGGCUGUUUUCAGUCACCCAGGACUGCCAGAGCUGUGGCCACCACAGAAAAUGGAGAAGCCAUCCUAACUCUGCUGAUGAACCUGGGGAGGAUUUCCAUGAGGAGCAUGAAGACCAUGAGGAAAUCAUCCAUAAAGAACACAAAGACCAUGAGAGACCCUUCCAUCGAGAAUACAAAGACCAUAAGGAGUCCUUGCAUGAAGAGCACAAGGAUGAGGAUGCAGUUUCACACCCAGAGGUACAACAUACACCAGAGCCUGGGGAGAAGGAUAGCGAGACCGUGGUAAUGGUGCCCCACCGCAUGAAGACCAAAGAGGUGUCGAUGGAAAUAAAACAGAUCAUAGUGAGCAUGAGAAAUGAAAAGAAGUCAAUCAGAGAAAUAGGCAAAACGUUAGGCUUGUCCAAAUCAACCGUCGGGUACAUCCUUAAGAAGAAAGCCAGCACUGGAGACGUGAGUAACAGGAAACGACCCGGAAGGCCGAGGAAGGCGACCGAGGAGGUUGACCAAAUAAUCCUUUCCAUUAUGACGAAAAAUCCUCGAACCCCAGUCCAGCAGAUCAAGAACACUCUGAAGGAGGUAGGCAGGGAAAUAUCUUUGACCACCAUACGCAGAAAGCUACAUUCGCUGAACCAUACGAUAGAAACGGCUUUCCUACACAACUUGAAAAUGGCAAAGUAGCUCGUCUCACUUUCCUUCAAGUGUUGGAAUAAAGUAUUUUGUUAAACACA
Messenger RNA from Colossoma macropomum (tambaqui), 1339 nucleotides. RefSeq lists its product as uncharacterized. The record is from RefSeq and is a predicted model, not a curated record. NCBI's taxonomy places the organism in Eukaryota, Metazoa, Chordata, Actinopteri, Characiformes, Serrasalmidae. Bases 111 to 1289 code for a protein of 392 amino acids. The transcript has 5 exons. Gene Ontology annotation, molecular function: sequence-specific DNA binding.